AUGGCCACACCAAGGCGAUAUAACGAAUAUGACAGCGAUGACAGCUACUCAGAAUCCGAUGAUGAUGCCAUAGGAUACGAUGAUUUUGUAGUCAAUAUACACAAAAAAUCAAAUGCAGCAAGAAACACUGUACAAAACAAAUCCAAUAUAUCAUCGGCCGGGAAAACAGCUACGAACCAACAGUAUAAAGGCAAUGUAGCUAAUCCUCGUGGCCCUGCACAAAAAUUUACAAUAAGGGAAAAUAACAAUAACAGAACUACACAAGGUCAUGCAAGCCAUAAUAACAAGCAUGAAACGGCUGACAGUAACAAACACGCUACUGGACAACAUUCCGGUAAUGGAAACGCAAACAUACCGGCGUUGAACGUAGUGGUGUGUGGUAGAGUGGAUGUUGGAAAGUCAACACUUUUGGGACACCUGCUUACGCUACUAGGGGCAGUGGACUCACGUUUACUCCGAGGCGGAGAUAUGGCAUGGAUAUUGGAUCAAGGUGAUGAUGAGAGGGCCAGAGGUAUCACUAUUGAUCCCACAAAAGCAUCUGCUCUAAUUGAGGUACCGCUCACCGACACAAAAAACACCAAAUCUACAAAACAGUCAAAUCAAAAUCUCAAAGGAGAUAUAAAAGUCACACAUACACGUGUCAAAAUCGAUUUCAUUGACACACCAGGACACCACGACCUUAUAACAAACCUAGUACGUGGUGCAGUAUUUGCAAAAGCAGCACUAGUUAUAGUUGAUAUCCUCGAUUUCAUGAAAGAGGAUAUUAACGGGUACUUCGAACAACACUUUUUCCUGCUAUGGAUGUUAGGGGUAAGACACUUUGUCGUAUGCGUAAACAAAGUCGAUCGUUGCGAAGGAUUUGCAUCGUUCGCAGAAGCAGAAAGGAAGGUUCUAAAUCUCAUAACACCAUAUAAGUCCUCUUCCUUUGUCAUUGUAGUACCAACGGCGGGGCUAAAAGGAAUAAAUCUGCUGAAUCGCGAACCCUCCUGGGGAAACGGACCUUCAGUAGUUGAAGCCUUGCAGACAAUCGCGAAACAGACCGUAAUCGCCUCCAAUGACGUAACAAAUGGUACAUAUAAGACCGAUGGAGGGUUUUCCCGCCCCGAGGAUAGCCUCAUUCCCAACUCACAAAUGCCAACGGGAACUGUAUUGUGUCAUAUAUUCGAUAUGUGGGAAAUAUCAAAAUCACAAGUCGGAUGUUCCUGUUUCGUGGAAGCUACACUGCGGACGCCAUGCAAACUUAUAGCACUGCCAAGCGGCAGCACUGUCACCUGCACUGAAAUUUCGUGCAUAUUACCGACCGAUGAAAAGGACACAAAUGUCCCCUCAUCAGAUGAAAAGAAUACGGAUGAACCAAAUUUAUCAACCCUUAUGGGUCGUGUGAAGCUAAGUAAGAUACACUGCGUUCCUCCAUUGGACUUUGUGGACACCAUGACUCUACGAGACCAAGAGAUACAGACACUAACGGGUGAUCGGCUCUUGGUUGACAAGUAUACAUUCGAGAGAUUGAAGGCAGGAACUGGUAUUAUGUCCGAGACUUCACGAAUUAUUUGUCAAGUCUACGUAUCUCCGCAAGCUCGACAUAAACUGACUUUGGGCUUUGAUGUCGAAGUAUUCGUAACAUGUUUCCAGGCUGCUGGCGCUAUAACAGCGUUAUGGCAAUUGGUUUCGGCCGGUAAAUGGAAGCGCGUAACCUCGUUGUCGCCUUGCAAAGAAGGGGUAGUAGUGGUACAACUGACAACGUCACUGUUAGUACACCCAGUGCCACCAAAAAUAAUCAAAAGCGUGUCACCGCUCUCAGCACCUCAUAAACCUCACACUGACACGUCAAAAGCUACGGACAACGACGCCUGCAUGCCAAUGCCGCUACUCAGCAGAGUACUAUUUAAAGUUGCUGGCUACGUUGUAGCAGGAGGCACAAUAGUUGUAGACACUCCACAGUAG
Molecule: messenger RNA, 1944 nt
Organism: Babesia sp. Xinjiang
Lineage: Eukaryota; Apicomplexa; Aconoidasida; Piroplasmida; Babesiidae
Gene: tuf
Product: Elongation factor 1-alpha
Exons: 1
Coding region: 1-1944 (647 amino acids)
Biological process (GO): translation
Molecular function (GO): GTPase activity; GTP binding
Source: RefSeq, a predicted model, not a curated record